AUGAUAAACUGCAGGAAAAUUUGUCAGCACUGCAAGUGUCCUAGGGAAGAUCACAACAUCAUUGAGGAUGAUGCUCGCACAGGAUGUAACGUAUACUUAGGAGAGGCUAACCAUUCUGGCCUUCCGAGUGAUGAUGAUAGUGGUUGUGCAUUAGAUGAAUAUGCAUGGGUUCCACCAGGGCUAAACCCUGAGCAGGCAAGUGGAGUUAAUCUUGAAAGGUUGUCCUAUCUACAUGUCCUAUUUUUGAUUAGAAGAAUAUCAUUAUCUGGUAUUCUUGUAAGAACUGUUGUUAUCCAUGUGGUUCUCAUGUUACAAAUGAGAUUAGGAGUAUUUAUGAAACAAGAUUUUGGAAGACUAUCAUUAUUUUUAAAUUUUUUAACUUCAAUUUGAAAACUAUAAAUAAUCCCCUUUUAUUUGUCCCAUGAGAAAAGGUUUGCAAGUUGGUUUCCUCACAUGAUCAUCAUCACAGUUCACUUUAUAAAUUUUAAGUUAUAGUUUCUUGAAAAUUUUCAGCUGUGGAUUUGGGUUUAAUGAGAAGGAAACAUAGUUUGUAUGAGCCAGAUAUUUUGUAUCACUGGCCUUUAUAUUUUAAGAGAUUGGUGCCCAAUUUACACUGCAGUGAAAUAUGUAUAAUCAUAUGAUUCCAGAUAAACUGAAUUUAUUGUCACACUUUUAGGUUCAUGCCUAUAUGAGUUCACUUCCAGAAGAAAAGGUUCCAUACAUUGACAGCAUUGGAGAAAGACACCGUAACAAACAGAUCAUAGUGCAGCUGCCUCCAUAUGACAGCGAGGCAAGAUAUUGUAAUGGCCUUACAGAUGAAGAAAAAAGGGAAUUACGAAUCUUUGUGGCAUUAAGGAAAAGAGAUGCUAUUGAUCGUGGGGUUGUGAAACAAAUCCCUGAUGUCUCAGAAGGCUACAGCUGUAGAGAGGUAAGAAAUUAUUUUGGUUCCAUAAGGGCUUUUGUUGUGAGUGAUUUUCAGAAAUUACAUGUAUCAGAACUGGCCAAAGUUGACAAUGGAAUUUUAAUUUUGUUUACAUGUGAGUGGCAUGUAUACCUGCCUAUGCAUACAUGUAUGGUACCUUCUGCAUGACUCCCCACUUGGGUGAAAUGCUUGUCCAUCACAGGGUACUCCCAAAGAAUUUUGUCCAGUUCCCCAAAAAACUCCUUAAUACCCAUCUAUUCAGCAGGGUGACAAAAUUUUUUUUCCAGAAAUGAAAGGUGAAGUCACUGUUUCUCUUUUCCUUAUUGCAGUGUGGUGAUCGUGUGGGCCCUGGAUCCAUGGCAGUGUUUGCACCAAGAGCUGGGCAAAAUACAAGUUGGCACGCUUCCUGUUUUGUUUGCUACAUUUGCAAAGAGCUCUUAGUGGAUUUGAUCUACUGCUACAAGGAUGGGCGGAUUUUCUGUGGAAGGCACCAUGCAGAGACUCUGAGGCCAAGAUGUGCAGCAUGUGAUGAGGUAAAUAAAUUUUGUGAAAUUAUGUAAAGAAAAAGUUAAAUGUACUAUGACUUUUCUUAUAUCCAACAAAAAAAUUGCAACUGGAAGGCACCAUGCAGAGACAUUAGGGCCAAGGAUGUGUUGCAUGUAAUGGGGUAAUUCAAUUUUGUGAAAUUAUAUCAAAUUAAGAGUGAGAUUCAAGAAAAAUUUUUAUAUAUCCAAGACUAGAGGAUCCCUAGGGAGUAGGUACUACUUCCUAAUUGUUAAAUGACAGCAAAAAUACUCAGUACACCAUCAUGGCUCAUUAUUCACAACUACAGAUGUCACUCCCCUGUCAUAAGAUGAUGUGUUUACUUUGUUUGAUUUUUCUUUAUUUUGCUAGAUUAUUUUUGCUGAGCAGUGCACAGAAGCUGAGGACCGAUGUUGGCAUGUAAGCCAUUUUUGUUGCUUUGAAUGUGACUGUCCACUUGGAGGUAUGCGGUACAUAAUGAAGGAAGGAAACCCAUUCUGCUGUCAUUGUUUCAAAUCAAUGAAUGCUGAAUUUUGUGAUGCCUGCGGGGAACCAAUUGACCCAGAUGCAAGUCAAAUGAUGCACAAUGGACAACACUGGCAUGCAACAGACAAUUGCUACUGUUGUUACAACUGCCGUAAGCCUCUCCUUGGACAACCUUUUCUUCCCAAGAAUGGAGAAAUAUAUUGCUCACCAGAAUGCAGUCGCCGCAUUUCAGCAGAUUUCCAAAGUCAUGAAAAAUUUCCUGACUUUCGACCAGGUUUUGAUACAAAACGUUACAAUGCUCAAGAAUUAUGCACAUCUGACCUUGGGACACUUGAGUCAGACUAUGUGACUUCAAGCAAUCACUCAGCAUCUGGGGUGUUGAGUGCUCCUUAUGAACCAAGUGUUGAUGGAGACAGUAUUGGCCACUACUCGGGAAUUUUGUCUCAACACAGAGUGGGAACAUUUGAUAGACAGCAUCAACAUGAUGACCCUGUAAGAAUUGGGGGAUUGUCUGGCAGGGUGUUUGGCCACAUUGAAACUGCAGGUUAUUCGACCGAUGUCUUUGACAGUGUGAGUGUCCAAGGAGGAAGCUAUGGGGGUUUUAGUUUUGACAAUGACAGAUACCACAGAAGGCAAAAUUUCCAGCCACUGUCAAAUGCUAGGCAAGCAGUUGAUACCUUUGACAGAGGUUACCGAGUUCAAUUAUUUGACAAGGGGAGUACCUCUGACUUUAUAAGAGCCACACCCGUGGAUGUUGAAUCUACCAAAGAUAGCAAUUAUGGGACCAUUGAGAGCAGAGACAGUAAUUGUGGAACUAAGGUUUUGUUGGACAGUCGAGAUAUAAACAAGGCUCAUAAGCAUGUCAAAGUAAAGGAGAGACAUACCUCUGGAUAUGCCUCUGACUCAAGAACAUCCAGAAAUUCUAGUAAACACACUUCUGGAUAUGCCUCGGACUCAAGAACAUCUAGAAAUUCUGGUUAUAGAUCAAAGGCGAGACAGUUGAAGUACUAUGAUAUAGAUAUUGAGGAAAAUAGUAAGAAGUAUUACUUCAGUGAAGGCGAAAAUGCACGGCCAUUGUCAAGAUCUUUGGAAAGUUUGACAUGGAAGCCAAGUUCUAUACCAGCCCCGCCCCCACGGCGCAAUCACAUCAGAACUUCUUCUGGUACAUACAUGUCAGCGAGGAAAGAACACAUGAUCAAUAGAAAUGGCUCUACUCCAAAGGAGUACAAGUCACGAGGAAACAAUCCUAGCCCAAGUAAAUCAUCUCAGUUACCUUGGGAAGAUCCAUUUGCUAAUCCAGUGGAUAAAAGCAAAUCAAAGCCUAAUAGGCGUCCAAGAAUUACCUACACUGAAGAUGGUUUCCUUGAAAAAGCCUCACCUCAGGUUGUCAAAACAGCUGACGCAGGAAAGAAAAACAAAAACAAACAUAAAAACUGCUUGGUGCAGUGAUUUAAUUAUUAAUACUUCAAGAUGGCAUAGUGUGCACUACUGAAGCUGAUGAAAUGAAGCUUGUCUUGACACAGAAUCAUUGUUGCUUACAUGUAGUUGGCUUUUCUAGAGAUGCUAAGGCAGCAUGCAAAUGUAUAUUAAAUUAAUUAUAUGCUAGAUUCAGUACUUUUGUUCUUCAAAAAGAUUUAUUGCAGUAGUAAUGCAGAUUGUUUCAACUUUUGUUAUUGUUGGAAUCAAACAAAUAGGCAUGUUAACUGCAACCUGAUUUUCAUGUUGUUUAUAUCACAGUUAUUUACAGAUCAUCUAUGUCUUAUCAUUCAGCCUCAGAAAAAAGUUUCUGGUGACUAUUUAGUGUC
Messenger RNA from Pocillopora meandrina, 3735 nucleotides. The record is from the annotation of a GenBank genome assembly. NCBI's taxonomy places the organism in Eukaryota, Metazoa, Cnidaria, Anthozoa, Scleractinia, Pocilloporidae.